AACGUUAACGUCAACGUCGAGUUUAUAAAUAGGACUUUAGACCGCUUGGUUUCAAAACACUGACACAGCGCACUGGGUGAACGUACUCAUUGGGCCUCUUGUUUGCCUCCCUACUGUCAGUUUGAUUUAAUUUUGACAGCAUGUUAGAAUGCCCUAUACUAUGCUAGUGGAUGGUUGAUGCAUGGUGGUUGAUGUUUGACAGUGACUAGUGACACGUGACACAGCUAGUAAUGUGACCUAGUGACGAUUGAAAUAAACGUUUUAUUUACCUUUUAUGUAUUAAAUUAUUUUUCAUAAAUAAAACUAAGUUUAAACAAAUGGAAGCAAAACAAGAAGUUAGUGAUGAGACGUGUCCAGCAGAAAUAUAUUGUAAUGCUAUUGAUGAUGGUCCUUUGGAUAUUUGUAAAAUUGAAAUUAAGGAAGAACCCCAAAAGGAACAUAUUAUACAGGAUACAUUUGAUUAUGUCUCCUUAAAUGAAAUUGUCAUAAAGACUGAAAUAAACCAAGAGGAACAUAAACGGUCGUCAUUUAAAGAAAGACAAACAAUUCCAAACGGCUUUCCCCCAGAGGAGAACACAUUGGAAAGUAUGAAAACAAUACCCGUACAUACAUUUAAUGAAGACCAACACAUGAGUCAAUCUGUUGAAGAAAAUACAUUCAAAUGUGAAGUUUGUUUUAAGCAGUUUGCGAUGAAACGUUAUUUAAAAAAUCAUUUGAGGGUGCACAUUGUAGAAAAACCUUUUGAGUGUGAAAUUUGUUUUAAGCAGUUCAGCCAAAAAAGUUCCUUGAAAAUACACAUGAGGCUGCACACUGGAGAAACGCCUUACAAGUGCGAUAUUUGUUUAAAAAAGUUUGCUCAUAAACGAAGUUUCAAUGAACACGCAAACAUUCACACUGGAGAAAAACCAUACAAGUGUGAAAUUUGUUCUAAACAGUUUGCUCGAAAAGAUUAUUUAAAUGAACACAUGUACGAUCACAAUGAUGAAAAACGAUACAAGUGUGAAGUUUGCUUUAAGCAGUUUAACCGAAUAGGUAAUUUAAAAAGACAUUUGACAGUGCACACUGGGGAAAAACGUUAUCAGUGUGAAAUUUGUUUGAAGCAAUUCACUGAAGCAGGCACUUUGAAAAAGCAUUUGAGACUACACACUGGAGAAAAGCCUUACCAGUGUAAAGUUUGUUUAAAACAGUUUACUCGUAAACAACGUUUUAAUGAACAUGCAAACAUUCACACUGGAGAAAAACCAUUCAAGUGUGAAAUUUGUUCUAAACAGUUUGCUCGAAAAGAUUAUUUAACUGAACACAUGUACGAUCACAGUGAUGAAAAACGAUACAAGUGUGAAAUUUGCUUUAAGCAGUUUAACCGAAUAAAUAAUUUUAAAAGACAUUUGAGUGUGCACACUGGGGAAAAACGUUAUCAGUGUGAAAUUUGUUUAAGGCAAUUUAGAGAAAGGUCAAGCUUGAAAAGCCAUUUGAGAAUACACACUGGAGAAACGCCUUACAAGUGCGAAAUCUGUUUUAAACAGUUUUCUCGAAAAGAUUUUUUAAAUGAACACAUGUACAUUCAUACUGGAGAAGAUCCAUACAAGUGUGAGAUUUGUUUUAAGCAGUUUUCUAAAGCAUCUAAUAUGAAACAACAUGUGAGAUUGCACACUGGAGAAACGCCUUAUAAGUGUGAAAUUUGUUAUAAGCAAUUUAGCCAAAAAAUUAGUUUGAAAAAACAUAUGAUACUGCAUACUGGGGAAAAACCUUACCAGUGUGAAAUUUGUUUGAAACAGUUUGCUCGAAAAGAUUGUUUAAAUGAACACAUGUACGAUCACAGUGAUGAAAAACGAUACAAAUGUGAAAUCUGUUUUAAGCAGUUUUCUAAAGCAUCUAAUAUGAAACAACAUGUGAGAUUGCACACUGGAGAAACACCUUACGAGUGUGAAAUUUGUUCUAAGCAGUUUAGCCACAAAAGUACUUUAAAAAAACACAUGAGACUGCACACUAGAGAAACGCCUUAUAAGUGUGAUAUUUGUUUUAAUCAGUUUAACCAAAUAAGUAGUUUGAAAAGACAUAUGAGAGUGCACACUGGGGAAAAACCGUACCAUUGUGAAACUUGUUUUAAGCAAUUCAGUGAAGCAGGAACUUUGAAAACGCAUUUGAGAGUACACACUGGGGAAAAACCAUACCAGUGUGAAAUUUGUUUGAAGCAAUUCAGUGAAGCAGGAACUUUGAAAAGGCAUUUGAGAGUACACACUGAAGAGAAGCCUUACAACUGUGAUAUUUGUUUAAAAAAGUUUGUUCGUAAACAAAGUUUAAAUGAACAUGCAAAAAUUCACACUAAAAAGCAACCAUAGAAGUGUGAAUUUGUUUUAAGCAGUUCAUCCAGAAAAUAAUUUUCAAACAACUUAUAAGAAUUAAACAUUACCAGUUUUAAAUUUGUAUUUGUUUUGAGCAAUUGAAUGAGCGUUUGAAAAAGGAUAAUGUUGUGUCAUGUAUUCCUACUUUAGACAACACCCCAUACGUUACUUGCUAGCUUGCCGGGUUGGUAGAGACCAUGAUGUUAGAAACAUGGCAAAGGGAUUUUAUGUUAGGAGUUUCUAGAUCAAGCAUGGCAUUGUAUGUAGGAUGUACAAUAAAUGUGUUACUUUCUUUUAA
This is a messenger RNA of Diabrotica virgifera virgifera (western corn rootworm), 2640 nucleotides long. Its product is annotated as zinc finger protein 260-like. NCBI's taxonomy places the organism in Eukaryota, Metazoa, Arthropoda, Insecta, Coleoptera, Chrysomelidae. The transcript is spliced from 2 exons. Gene Ontology annotation, biological process: regulation of transcription by RNA polymerase II. Gene Ontology annotation, molecular function: RNA polymerase II cis-regulatory region sequence-specific DNA binding; DNA-binding transcription factor activity. Bases 318 to 2339 code for a protein of 673 amino acids. The record is from RefSeq and is a predicted model, not a curated record.